UUUCAAUAUCCAAAACAUAAUAAUCCCCAAGAUCAACCAUCUCCAAUCCAUUAUCUGCAAUUUCUUGCCUUAUCUUCUCUAUGGAAACACCAAACCCUCAAGAACCAACAUGGCCUGAAAUCCUGGGUAGCAACAACUGGGAAAGCCUCCUUGACCCUCUUGACCUCACAGUCCGGAAACUUGUUCUCCGCUGCGGCGACUUCUGCCAGGCCACCUAUGAUUCCUUCAACAACGACCAGAACUCCAAGUACUGCGGUACCAGCCGCUACGGCAAGAACAACUUCUUCCAAAAGGUGAUGCUGGAAGACGCUGAAAACUAUCGAGUCUCUUCUUUCCUCUAUGGGACGGCUCGGGUCAGCCUCCCAGAAGCCUUCCUUCUCCACUCGAUGUCCCGGGAGUCCUGGGACCGCGAAUCUAACUGGAUCGGCUACAUCUCUGUUACCUCUGACGAGUAUACCAAAGUUCUUGGACGACGUGAAAUCUAUAUAGUGUUUCGGGGAACCACCAGAAACUAUGAGUGGGUUGACAUUUUAGGUGCGAAGCUCCACUCCGCUCUACCAUUGUUACGGGGCAGUAGCCAGAGAAUUGAAGAGAAUAAUAGUAGCAGCGACAGUGACAACGAUGAUGAUGAGAAAGUCCCUAAGGUAAUGCUAGGUUGGCUUACGAUUUAUAUUUCUGAUGACCCAAAAUCGCCUUUCACAAAAUUAAGUGCCAGGCAGCAACUUUUGACCAAGAUUAAUCAGUUGAGGGAGCAAUAUCGAGAUGAUAAUCUAAGCAUAAUCUUAACAGGGCAUAGCCUUGGUGCUAGUUUAUCAAUUUUAGCUGCUUUUGAUCUAGUGGAAAAUGGUAUUACCGAUAUCCCACUAGCUGCUUUUGUCUUUGGCAGCCCACAAGUUGGAAACAAAGCCUUCAAUUCCAGGUUCAACAAGUAUCCCAAUCUUAAAGUUUUGCAUAUAAAGAACAAGAUUGAUGUCAUUCCACACUAUCCAGGAAGACUUUUGGGCUAUAGAUAUACAGGAACUGAGCUCGAAAUCGAUACUAGGAAAUCCCCGAACCUAAAGGACUCGAAGAAUCCUAGUGACUGGCAUAAUUUGCAGGCGAUGUUGCAUAUAGUGGCAGGGUGGAACGGUGAGAAAGGAGAGUUCAAGCUGAGAGUGAAGAGAAGCUUGGCUUUGGUGAACAAGUCAUGUGAGUUCUUGAAAAAUGAGUGCAUGGUGCCAGGAUCAUGGUGGAUAGAGAAGAACAAAGGGAUGGUCAGAGGAGAAGACGGAGAAUGGACGAUGGCUUCUCCGGACGAGGAGGACCAGCCUGUACCUGAAAUUUGAUUUUUAGAGAUGGCAUUUUGAGUGGUUGGCGCUGUCUUUUUUAUUUCCUUUCUUUUUCAAUCUUUUUGGUGUAACUGUGUCAUUCUGCCUUUUUUGGGAGCUUUCGUGCUCAUCUGUGAUUUGUCAAUGUGCCCCUAUUUGGUUUUAAUAAAAUAAAAAAGGUAAAUUAUUAAA
Messenger RNA from Hevea brasiliensis (rubber tree), 1499 nucleotides. RefSeq names its product phospholipase A1-IIdelta. The record is from RefSeq and is a predicted model, not a curated record. NCBI's taxonomy places the organism in Eukaryota, Viridiplantae, Streptophyta, Magnoliopsida, Malpighiales, Euphorbiaceae. The coding region runs from base 81 to 1325 and encodes 414 amino acids. The transcript has a single exon. Gene Ontology annotation, biological process: lipid metabolic process. Gene Ontology annotation, molecular function: glycerophospholipid phospholipase A1 activity.